AAGCACCUUGACAACUGAUGAGUUGAGGGACGUUAGCGUUAAUCGCGUCAGCGAAUCUUUCUCCUCUCCUUAUGCGCACGGAAUCAACGGCUGUAAGUUAUCAUUGUUUUAUUGGAUAACUUUAUUAUUGUUUAUAAGAUAAGAAGAAUACUAACAGAAGAAACUAAGUGUGUUUGUUGUUUCACUUGCAGUUUCACUCGUUGUGUUUAACACUGAAUAGAAAUAAAGGGAGCAAGACGCUUUGAAUCCUGGCUCAAGUGUUCUAUACAUGAGUUUGGCUGGCUGAUGAACUGUUGACAACGUACACGAAGUACAUAACGCACAGGGAGAUCAGUAUAACUUUUGUUGUGUGACAAUGUCCUUUGUGCUCCCUGUCCAAUCUUCCCUUGCCUCCUUCUUCCUAUGUCUGUUUCUGCCGUGUCGGUCCGUUUGUCCUCUCGCGAUUUUGUCAUUCACAACAUUGCCUGUCGGUGGCAGCAGGCAGGCCCGAGUCGUCGCCUUUCGCAACCGUUGCGAUGCCGCCGCCGAGCUAGCGUGAGUCCACGGAGUAUCGACGCGACCCAUACCGGCUGCCCGACAGACAGCACCCGGCACCACCACCAAAAUGCCAGGCCUUUUGCUCCCCAGUCGAGAAGACUUGAUCUGCAGUUGCCCGCAGCCGCGCUAGUUAGCCGUCGGCUAGCGCUCCAAGCUCGGAUUCCCUGGAAGGACGCUGGCUCGUCUCGUUUCAGCUUCUCCGGGCUCUGGCGGCGCCUCCCACUUGUCUUUGCCAAGCUGCGAAGAUUCACCUUCCGCCAGGCGUCCACGGGCGUGUCCACGUGUCUCCUCCGAUGAGCGCGGAGCCGCUCGGGCGUAGCUCAGCAGCCUCAGCGUCCCGCGGGGUCCUUCCGGGAGGCGCCCCACCAGCCCUCUAGCCAUCCGGCCGGCCACUACGCUUGUCAUGCCAUCGUCGGCGCGAGCGGGGAACCUGAAGGACCCCGAUGUGGCUGAGCUCUUCUUCAAGGAAGAUCCGGAGAAACUCUUCUCGGACCUGCGCGAGAUCGGCCAUGGCAGCUUCGGCGCCGUCUACUUUGCGCACGACGUGCGCACCAACGAGGUGGUGGCCAUCAAAAAGAUGUCGUACAGCGGGAAGCAGUCCAACGAGAAGUGGCAGGACAUCAUCAAAGAAGUGAAGUUCCUUCGGAGGAUCCGACACCCCAACAGCAUUGAGUACAAAGGAUGUUACCUGCGCGAGCACAUCGCCUGGCUGGUGAUGGAGUAUUGCCUGGGCUCGGCCUCGGACCUCCUGGAAGUGCACAAGAAGCCUCUGCAGGAAGUGGAGAUUGCUGCCAUUACGCACGGCGCCCUGCAGGGGCUGGCCUACCUGCACUCGCACAACAUGAUCCACAGAGACGUGAAGGCGGGAAACAUCUUGCUGACGGAGCCGGGACAGGUCAAACUGGCUGACUUUGGCUCCGCCUCCAUCGCCUCGCCCGCCAACUCCUUUGUGGGGACGCCCUACUGGAUGGCGCCCGAGGUGAUCCUGGCCAUGGACGAGGGCCAGUACGACGGCAAGGUAGACGUUUGGUCUUUGGGCAUCACCUGCAUUGAACUCGCGGAGAGGAAGCCGCCCUUGUUCAACAUGAACGCAAUGAGUGCCUUGUACCACAUUGCUCAGAAUGAAAGUCCCGUGCUUCAGUCCAGCGAAUGGAGCGAUUACUUCCGCAACUUUGUCGACUCUUGCCUUCAGAAGAUCCCGCAGGACCGACCGCACUCGGACGACAUGCUGGGCCACGCAUUCCUGCAGCGCGAGCGUCCUGACUCGGUCCUGACCGAACUGAUCGUGAGAACCAAGGACGCUGUGCGAGAGCUGGACAACCUGCAGUACCGCAAGAUGAAAAAGAUCCUCCUGCCGGAGGCCCACAACGGACCGGCUCCGGAAGCGCCCGACCCAGACGAGGAGGCAGGCGGUGGGCGGGCUGGCACGGUGAACAGCAUAGGCAGCAAUCAGUCCAUCCCCAGCAUGUCCAUCAGUGCCAGCUCGCAGAGCAGCUCCGUCAACAGCCUCAACGACGGCAGCCGCAGCGAGCUGGACCUUAUGGACGGCGACCGCACAGUCAUGUCCAACAGCUCUGUCAUUCACCUCAAACCCCAGGAAGAGGAAGCUUUCUCUGGGGAUCAGGCAGCAGGCAGUCAACUUUCGGAGCCCCAGGCGGCGGCUGCAGUGGCGAUCGCGGGAGCAGCUCCAAUGGCGGCGCCUCCCAGGAAGCAUCAGCGCAACCGCGAACACUUUGCCACCAUCCGCACCGCCUCCCUGGUGACGCGCGAGAUGCAGGAGCAUGAGCAGGACUCGGAGCUGCGUGAGCAGAUGUCGGGUUAUAAGCGCAUGCGGCGGCAGCACCAGAAGCACCUGAUGGCGCUGGAAAACAAGCUGAAAGGCGAGAUGGACGAGCACAGGCUGCGUCUGGACAAAGAGCUCGAGGGCCAGAGGAGCAACAUUACCCAGGAGAUGGACAAGUUGCUGAAGAAGCACCAUGCCUCCCUCGACAAGGAUCUGAAGACUUUCGCCAACGACGAGAAGAAGUUCCAGCAGCACAUUCAGGUGCAGCAGAAGAAGGAGCUCAGCAGCUUCCUGGAGUCGCAGAAGCGGGAGUACAAACUCCGCAAAGAACAGCUCAAGGAGGAACUGAGCGAGAAUCAGUUGACUCCCAAGAAGGAAAAGCAGGAGUGGUUGACCAAGCAGAAAGAGAAUAUCCAGCAUUUCCAGGCUGAGGAGGAAGCCAACCUGCUGAGGAGGCAGAGACAGUACAUGGAGCUGGAAUGCCGCCGCUUCAAGCGCAGAAUCCUCAUCGCCCGGCACAACGUAGAGCAGGACCUUGCAAGAGAGGAACUGAACAAGCGUCAGACACAAAAGGACCUGGAGCACGCCAUGCUCCUGCGGCAUCACGAGUCCAUGCAGGAGCUGGAGUUUCGGCACUUGGCCACCAUCCAAAAGGCUCGCGCCGAGCUCAUCCGCACGCAGCACCAGACGGAGCUCACCAACCAGCUGGAGUACAACAAGAGGAGGGAACGAGAGCUCCGUCGCAAGCACUUUAUGGAAGUCCGGCAGCAGCCCAAGAGCCUCAAGUCUAAGGAGCUCCAAAUCAAGAAGCAAUUCCAGGAGACUUGCAAGACUCAAACCCGUCAGUACAAAGCUCUGCGCAACCAUCUUCUGGAGAGCACGCCCAAGUGUGAGCACAAGGCGGUCCUAAAGAGGCUGAAGGAGGAGCAGACCCGCAAGUUAGCCAUCCUGGCCGAGCAGUACGACCACUCCAUCAACGACAUGCUUUCCACGCAGGCUCUGCGUCUGGACGAGGCUCAGGAGGGCGAGUGUCAGGUUCUGCGCAUGCAGCUGCAACAGGAACUGGAACUGCUCAAUGCUUACCAGAGCAAAAUCAAAAUGCAGACGGAUGCUCAGCACGACAAAGAGAGACGAGACCUGGAGCAGAGAGUCAGCCUCAGGAGGGCACUCCUGGAGCAGAAGAUUGAGGAGGAGAUGCUGUCUCUUCAGAACGAGCGUUUGGAGCGCAUCCGUUCUCUCCUGGAGCGUCAGGCCCGGGAGAUUGAAGCCUUUGACUCUGAAUCCAUGAGGCUGGGCUUCAGCAACAUGGUCCUUGCCAACGUGGCCUCAGACUCGCAGGACGGCUGGAGAGGUGGCGCCGGUGCUCCGGGGGGCGGCCACUGGCCUGCCGGAGGAAGUAGCGGAGGGGGCAGCAGCAGCCACCACCCGCAGUGCAGCUCCCAACAGCCCUGGGGCCAGCCCUCCAUGGCCGGGGCACCGCCCCCCUGGAGCCUCCAUCACCCGCCGGGCGGAGGCCAGAGGGCAAGUGGAGGCGUGGGGGCCGGGGGGGUGAGGAACAGCCCCCAGGCCCUGAGGAGGACAUCGUCAGGGGGCAGGAGCGAACAGAGCAUGAGCAGAAGCGCUAGCAUCGCCUCCAACGCCUCGCACCUCUCCUAUACCUAACGCGCCCGCAUGCACCAUGAUGACAUCAAGGUCAACAUAGCGUUCCCAGGAAAUUGAGGAAACACAAAAGCUGCAUCGCUACCCAGCAUGGCCAAAGCUCCUUCCAGUUAGCAUCACACUAACUGAGGCCAAGAAAGCUAAUAGUGCUAUGGCAGCCUCUUGCCUCUGCAUUGUGUUUGUGGCAAAAGUUUGAAAUCCUAGCUGUUUUUCAAAACCCGCGACUUCUCUUUUGAAUCCUUAAGAUGCAGGUCAGACUUUAGCCCUAUGCGUGUGUCAUGUCUGCCAUUUUAGCACCAUGCUAAAGCUAUGUUAGUGCCAUGAUUGCCAUGUUGAUGCUGCUGUCUUACUAGUGUUCUCUGAUCUGUCAGGUAUGUACGUCAAGGCGGCGUCACCACCACGGUAGAAUCUCCCUGGCAUCCGUCGCGUCCUCGUUGCCAUUUCAGUGACACACCACUUUCACGUUAACCUCCUUCUGGCGUCACGCUAGUUUCUUUUCGGCGUCAUAUUCUUCUCAGCGUCAUACUAGCGUCAUAGUAGCGUCCUGUCUGAUUAGUGAUAUGUAGCGCCAUGCUACACAUAUACUUUAUCAGUGUGGUGCCAAGGUCGUGUCUGUGGUGUGCUAAUCUCAUGUUGCCAGCACAGUCGUGUCGAGUCUACCAUGUGAGUGUCAGGCUAGUGUCAUGUUAGCGUCAUACUAGUUCCCAGUAGUGUCAUAGUGGUCCAGUCUCCCAUCUUGGCAUCAUAUGGUCGGUCUCCUGCUCGGGUCAUAUUAGUGGCAAAAAAUCCAUCUCGAUUGUAGAAGUGAGACUUGCCAAGCUAAUGGCUUAAAGUGGUGGUGUUCUGAUGGCAGCUGUUGACUUUCUACUCAAUCCUGCGCCUGCCUCGUUGAGCGCAACAUGCAAAGAACAUGUUGGAAGUACAUGUUUAAAGGAGACCUCCUGAAUUUUUGUCUGUGUGCAAAAGAGCUCCCAAGUGUCUCCACAACAAAUCCAUCACAUAGUUUGUGCACUUCGGCCGCAGAAAUGCUCACUAUUAUGGCUCAGCAUCGUCAGCAUAUGUUGCAACAGAUAUAUUCCUUUCUGUUGCGUAUUGUCACAGAAAAGCUUCAAAACUACAUUUCACUUAAAAAAUGCUUGUCUUUGCAAUGAAGGUGUCUAUCAUGAAGCAGUAAUUUUACCACAAAAUUGCCUCUCCCGGCUCAUGUCUCAGAAACUCCAUGCUGAAAACACAUUGCCACAGAAUAGCUAUGAUUUUUGCUACAAAAAAAGGCUGACAAAAUAGUGCUAACUUUUUCACCAGGCAGGAUGCUGGGUGUUUGGCUGCUAUGCUUCUGAUACUUUCCUAGCUGUCUACCUCCUUAUCUUCCUAGUUUCCUUUCCUACUUACUUGCGAUCCUCACUCCCUGGCUUCCUACCUUCCAAGUUUGGUUCCCUUCUACCAUCUUGGUAAGCCUCCUUCUUACCAGCCUAUCUUCUGACUUCCCUACCAUCCUAACCUCCUACCUUUGUUGCAUUUGACAUUACCUAGAUUCCUAUCUUCUUCCCUUCCCAUCCUCUGACCCUGCUAGCAUCCCUCCGAGCUUCCCUCGAAUAGUGUCCGGCCGGCUCUGCGUCACUGUCCUCUCCCACCCCACCCAACAACAAAUACAAGACAAAACCCAUCUGCUGCUUCCGCCUGUCAAUCAAAGUGUAAAUAUGUACAUGAAGAGUAUUGUAGAGUGGCAAGGUCCCAUCGUACGCUGUAUGAGAGCGUAUGGUCAAACGUGUUCAUAUUGUCAGUGGUGUCAAAAGUUUCAUGGGAAAUUUAACGUCCCCGCUGUGGGCAAUCGGAGCUUCUGCUGUGGCCACGGCCCCGGUGGUGGGCGGAGUCAAGCCCGUACAGUCUGUCAGUAUUAUUUGCUGUCGGUGGAAACUAAAAAUAAGGAGAGAGACGUUAUUGCUCGCGGCGGACAUGUGAAAACAAAAUAAAUUUUAUGAGUUGCUUUCUUUUUGUUGAACGGGGGCUACUGGAGAAAGAUUAACAUGUAAUAAAGUAAUCUUUUUA
Molecule: messenger RNA, 6025 nt
Organism: Syngnathus typhle (broad-nosed pipefish)
Lineage: Eukaryota; Metazoa; Chordata; Actinopteri; Syngnathiformes; Syngnathidae
Product: serine/threonine-protein kinase TAO1-like
Exons: 21
Coding region: 941-3982 (1013 amino acids)
Biological process (GO): protein phosphorylation; execution phase of apoptosis
Molecular function (GO): ATP binding; protein kinase activity
Source: RefSeq, a predicted model, not a curated record